Molecule: messenger RNA, 2193 nt
Organism: Rhea pennata
Lineage: Eukaryota; Metazoa; Chordata; Aves; Rheiformes; Rheidae
Product: class I histocompatibility antigen, F10 alpha chain-like
Exons: 7
Coding region: 34-1050 (338 amino acids)
Biological process (GO): immune response
Cellular component (GO): external side of plasma membrane
Source: RefSeq, a predicted model, not a curated record
GCGCUGUCGGAGAGCGAGGCGCGUCGUGCCGCGAUGGGGCCGGCGAUGGGGCCGGGGCGGCGGCUGCUGCUGGCGCUGCUGCUGGCGCUGCUGCUGGGGGGCUGCGGGGCGGCGGUGGCGAGCGGCCCCCACUCCUUGCGCUACUUCAUCACCGCCGUGACGGAGCCGAGCGCCAGGCUGCCCGCGUUCACGGCCGUGGGGUAUGUGGACGGAGAGACCUUCGUGCGCUACGACAGCGAGACGCGGAAGAUGGAGCCUCGCGUGGCCUGGAUGCGGCGGGAGAGUCAGCGGUACUGGCAUGAAGAGACCCAGAAGUUACAACACAACCAGCAGGUUCUCCGCACAAACCUGGACACGCUGCAGAAGCGCUACAACCAGAGCAGGGGGUAUCACACAAUACAAAUCGUGUACGGCUGCGACAUCCUGGAGGGCGGGGGGACGCGGGGGGUUGACCAGCACGCCUACGAUGGAAGGGACUUCAUCGCCAUAAACAAGGACUUGCAGACGUACAGUGCGGCGAAUGCCGGUGCUGAAAUCACCAAGAGGAAGUGGGAGGCUAAUGAGACCUUCAUUGACGGACAGAAGCGGUACCUGGAGAACACCUGUGUUGAGUGGCUGCGGAAGUACGUGGAGUACGGGAAGGCCACGCUGGAGAGGAGAGAGCGCCCCACUGUGAGGGUGUCCCGGAAGGAGAACCAAGACUUCCUGACCUUGUCGUGCCGGGCCCACGGCUUCUACCCGCGGCCCAUCACCAUCAGCUGGCUGAAAAAGGGCAGGGUCCAAGACCAGGAGACCAGGUGGGGCGGCAUCGUGCCCAACGGUGACGGCACCUACCACACCUCGGCCGCCAUCGACAUGCGCCCGGCAGAGGAGGAUGAGUACCGGUGCCGCGUGGAGCACGCCAGCAUGCCGGAGCCCGGCAUCUUCUCCUUGGAGCCGGAGAGCGGGAACCUGCUGUCCAUCAUCAUCGGCGUGGCUGUCGGUGUGCUCGCCAUCCUCAUUAUUUUCAUGGUCCUAUUACGUCGGAAGAAGAAAUCAGAAAGCACAUAGGCCUUUAAGCACUCCGCUUUGGUAAGCGACGGGCCGGACCCGGCAGCGCCCGUCUCCUCGCCGCAGCCCCUUCGCCGAGGCCCCUUCGCUCCCGUGGCCCUGGAGCAGCAGCCCCCGACGGCCCGAUGCCAGCUAAACCGACCCCGUUUGCACGCUUUGCUGCUCAGGGUGCAGGUUAGCCGGGGUGGGCUGGGGCUGGGUCGGGGGGAGCUUGGGGCCUCACGCUUUUGCCUCACUGCCACUUGGAUCUGCUCUUUGUGGCUGCAACGCACUAAAAAAAGCUGUGAAGGUGUCUGGAGCAGAGGUGCGCUCGGAGCCUUCUCCCCGCCUCGCUCCCUGCUUUGAUCCGGAGAAAAAAUUGUGGGUUUGAUCAGGAAACAAAUUACUCUCGGCUUCUGCUCUUUUUUUGGGAAAAAGCAUGUAAUUCUUUUCCAGCGCUUCCAGCUGCCCAGGUGCUGCUUUAGAGCAAACGUUUUACUUUAGUGAGUUGUGACUAAAUGAAGUUCAGAAAUUCCCUGCCAAGCGGCACAAUAAAUACCACUGGCCGCUCACGGUCUCCGCGUCCUCCAAGGCCCGGCCCCGUGGGGCAGCCCCCCGAGCGCUGGGGCAGCGCCUUAGCCGCGCUCAGGUGGGUCUCCCCCACGCCGCCGCCCCACGGAGCGAGGGUCCAGCUCGGGCUUUGACGUGGCUCAGGGCUGAAGCAGCGUCUCGCCCGGCGACGUCUCCUGGGAUCGCCGGAUGGCUUCGAGGGCGGAAGGACGCUCCGGAGAUCGUCCAGUCCGACCGCUCUGCUCCAGCGGCGUUACCUGGAGCGCGGCACCGCGUCCGGACGGCGGCUGAACGGCUCCGAGGAUGGCGACGCCGCCGCUCCCCGGAGAACCGGUUCCGCUCCUCAGCGAGGUGCCGGGGAAGGACGGCUGGAUCCAUCGUUCUCGUGUCGAGAAAUUACCCGCCGUCCGCAGGAGAGCGGGACCUGCCCCUGGAAGACGAAGCCACCUGUGGGAGGGCGGCCAAAGAGCUCGACGCGCGGGGGCCCAAACGCCCGGGGAAACGUCCGUUUCAGGGGGUCCCUCCUCAGAGUAGGCACCCGGCCCGAGCUGUGAUCCUCAUAAAAGCGUCUUAAAAUAAAAAAUUAAAUAAUAA